AUGGAUGAUCUCACAUUCAGUGAUCCUAAGAGUACCAUCACACUCUUGAUAGGUAGCAGCGAUCCUCCUAUCGAGAUGGUUGUUCACCAGGAAGCGGCCUGUGCCGGUUCACCCGUCUUGCGCGCUGCAUUCUGCGGCAACUUUAUGGAAGGUCGAACCAAAACAUAUCGACUCGCACAUGUUGACGAAGCCACCGCAAGACUUCUAGUGCAGUGGUUAUAUGCUGGGAAGAUAGUGACGAUUCAAUUGAAGGAAGACUGGAAAUAUGACCCUAAAGACACAGAGAUUAUGAUUGCGGAGCACAACAGUCUCGUUGACCUUUGGGUUCUCGCCGACGAACUGCAGAUGCCGACUUUGCAGGAUUGCGCAGUGACUACCUUAUUUCAAAUACAACGAAAGACACGCAAUCGGUUGAAUUGGUCAUGGCAGAGAGUAUACAGAAAGACGUCAGAGAGCAGUAAACUGAGGCUGUAUAUCUGCCAUCUCUGCGCGUUACAAAUCCGGCCUACUAGCUACUCCUACUAUAAGGAUUUCAUACCAUAUGAGAUGUUAAUGGACAUUGCACAAACCCUAUCUGAUGGAUUGUUCCGGAACGGAAAGCUUGAUCUGAAGCUCUCGGACUAUCUAGUGGAGGAAGGCUAG
Messenger RNA from Mollisia scopiformis, 642 nucleotides. RefSeq lists its product as uncharacterized. Gene Ontology annotation, molecular function: protein binding. The coding region runs from base 1 to 642 and encodes 213 amino acids. The transcript has 2 exons. NCBI's taxonomy places the organism in Eukaryota, Fungi, Ascomycota, Leotiomycetes, Helotiales, Mollisiaceae. The record is from RefSeq and is a predicted model, not a curated record.